AUGCCUCGAGAACUUACGCCUCCAUCUUCGAGUCGGCCUUCAAAACGUACGCGGAUAUAUCGAGCAUGUCAAUAUUGCGUAUCAGGUAAAACUCGUUGUGAAGACGUACAAGCAGAAGGAUGCUAUCUAUGUAGGAAAAAAGGUAAAGACUGUUCUUUGAAGGGAAUGGGAAGUACAGAACCUACCCCAACCACAAAUAGGAAUACAAAUAUGAAUAUGGAUGGACAAGGAAUGUCAAUGGGAACCGGUCAUGGAAUGGGACAUUAUCGUCAGUUCAACUCAUUUUCAUCAAAUCAAAAUCAAAAUCAUAGUUACGAUUCCAAUUCGAGGAAUGACAAUCACAAUGAUGAAGAUAACAUAUUCGUGGUUAUUGAUGAACAAGAAAAAAGAUAUAAAGAAUUAGAAGAAAAGUUUAAUCAACUUGAAAAGAAAUUUAAUCAACAAUUAUUAUCAACAUCAUCAUUAUCGACACCAAUGAAUCAAGACCAACCUCAAACUCAGACUCAUGUACGACUUCAAAAUGGUAACAACGAGAGAGGACAAGUUCCAUCCCCUGCUCAAACCAAAGUAGUAGUUUCACCACAUUACGCCGUAACUUCACAUCCAUUGUUGAUCAAAUCAUGGCAAUCACAUCCACGUAUAUUUGAUGAAAAUUUAUUCGGUGUAACCGAUCCAAAGUCGUUACCUGAUAUAAUAGAAUCAGGUUUGUUAAAUAGAUCUCAAGUUGAAAUGGCUUUUCAGAUGUUCAAACAUCGAUUUUCACUCAUGUAUCCACUAAGUCCCUUCCUACGUUCAUCCACUUCCGCACCUCAAAACAGCCUGAUGAAUCUGGCUAUGUUGUAUCAUGUCGGACAUGAUUUGGUCUCAUCGAAUAAUUUGCAACAUCUACUGGAUCAAACUUUAUCAGCUGUUUUUUCAGGUGUAGUCAGCUAUGAAAUCGUUUUUGGACUGUUCAUCUUGUCUCUCUGUCCGGUACAAAAGUGUGAUCUACCUCGAUCCCAACCAAGUUCAUUACGCAUGAUCUCCUUGGCAUACCAGAUUGGAUGUGAUAUAGGUCUACCGCAAAUGGUUGAGAAUGUCAUGCGGCACAGGAAAGAUCUUGCUGAACCUUGGAUGGAAGGUAAGAUGGAUCUAGUCCUAUUGUGGUCUGCAGUCAUCAAUCGAUACAACAUACUUCAUAUAAUUUGUACACCUGUUUGUCGACGAAUUCCGUCUUCAGCUCUUUUAAUUCCUGACCAUCCGUCGGAGACAAUGCAAACGACAAUCAGACACCUUCGUAGCGAGGCUCUCCUGAUUAAUCUCGUAGAAGAUAUCAUUGAGAAUCUGGUUGAACUCGAAGUAGAUUGGACGCAAGAAAAGUUAAACCGAUGUACUGAAGAUUCCGGUAGAUUGAGAUCUGCUUUGAAACAGUUUAGGCAGAAUGUCAGACAAAGUGAUCUAACCAGAUCGCUCGAAUACGAUUCGAGAGCCAUUGAGUUUUCUCUCGUUAUUCGACUUGCUAUAUUCAUACAACAAAUGCCAUCUCCUGUCAAACCAGAUAUCAGAAUGCCUGGGCUUCACUUUAUCGGAACUUUUUGGCUACCAACCUCUCGCGCCAUGAUUGACUUGACCCACUCUAUGGGAAUUUCUCAGUCUGAUUGCUCUACAAUCGAUCCAGGAACAACAGGAAGAUCACGACCUUUUCCAUCAUAUAUCGUUUCAUCGGUAGCACUUGCCUUUGUUAGUUUAAGGAGGGCGAUGAUACAUACAGCUCAAACGCAUCCCGACGCUCAGUUAGUCGAGUAUGAAAUAGCCAGAAAAACAGAAAAAGUCUUGCUCGAUAUUGGAGGCACACCGUCUUUACUAGUCAAGCAUACAGCUGAACAAUUAGGUCCAUUGGGCGAAUCUCCAUAUCAGACCAACGGAUCAGUACCUGCACCUGGAAGUGGGAAUGGGACAAUACUCUCGACUUCAAAUGCUCUCUCGACUGAUUUAUUACCAGAUCUCAGCUGGCCCGGUUGGGAUUGGUCAACGUUACUACUUGACCCGUAUGCUUUCGAUGUCGGUUCUAGUAGUGGGAUUAACAUGACGUAG
Kwoniella shivajii is the source of this 2073-nucleotide messenger RNA. RefSeq lists its product as uncharacterized. The coding region runs from base 1 to 2073 and encodes 690 amino acids. Gene Ontology annotation, molecular function: transcription cis-regulatory region binding; DNA-binding transcription factor activity, RNA polymerase II-specific; zinc ion binding. The record is from RefSeq and is a predicted model, not a curated record. Gene Ontology annotation, biological process: regulation of DNA-templated transcription. NCBI's taxonomy places the organism in Eukaryota, Fungi, Basidiomycota, Tremellomycetes, Tremellales, Cryptococcaceae. The transcript is spliced from 6 exons. Gene Ontology annotation, cellular component: nucleus.